AUGUACCAGGAGGGACAUGAGAUCUUCCUGAUCAUUUACCGUGUUCCCGGUGUACAGCUCGAUUCAAUCUGGUCUUCAUUGGAGCCAUCUGAGAAGGACGACAUCAUCACGAACCUGAAUGAAAUAUGCGAGAAAAUGCGGAAAGUCGAAUGUCCAGUACCUAACUUCUAUGGAAGUCUGGACGGCGGUGGCCUUCAUACCUUUCUAUUCCGCAACAAUAAUGACCAUCGAAAUUACCUAGGCCCCUUCUUCUGCAAAUCUGAAUUUGUUGCGGGCCUUGUGGGUAAUUAUAGAGCUUUGACCAAUCGCAAUGACCUUCCAAACUACAAGGCUCGCUUUUACGAGAAGUACAUGUUUCGUGUACUUGAAGGUCAUCGGUCUGUUUUGACGCAUGGAGACCUUCAACAGAAAAAUAUUAUGGUUGUGGAAAAUAAAAGUUCAAACUGUGAAGGUAGGCGGUCAUUUGACGUUGUACUAGUAGACUGGGAGAGUGCUGGUUGGUACCCUGACUACUGGGAGUUCUUCAUUGCAUCUUGGGCAUGA
Messenger RNA from Penicillium malachiteum, 543 nucleotides. Its product is annotated as phosphotransferase enzyme family protein. The transcript has a single exon. Lineage: Eukaryota; Fungi; Ascomycota; Eurotiomycetes; Eurotiales; Aspergillaceae. Bases 1 to 543 code for a protein of 180 amino acids. The record is from RefSeq and is a predicted model, not a curated record.